GGCAGCGGACCGCCCCUGUGCGCCGUUGGCUGCCGCGCUCGCCCCGACACCCAUUGGCCAGCGCCGCCUCCUGCCCACCGCGGCGCCAGCACGCUCCGCUCAGUCACUCUCCAUACCUCGCCGAGUGUGUGUUGUGUACCCCGGCGCGCACCAUCCACGCUACGAACGCGUACCACUCUCUCCACGCGACAUCGUACUCGUAACUUGUAAUUCAUCGAACUCUCUAAUGAAACAUUCGUUCUAGUGAACUCUGAAUUUUUUUGCGGUGUUUAUUACAUAGUGGUGCUACCUUUAACGAACAGGUGUCGUUUCCCCGGAUGGUACUGAACUGAUCCUUCUCUUCGUGUGUGCAACUGCAUGAUUAGACAUUAGGGUUGUGUGGAUUGAAGGCGAUGCACUGGAUGAGGCACCGCGUGCCGGGUAGACUCGAUUGAUCGUGGUGAUCGCUUGGUACGUGUGAUGUGCCGGGUGCGGUGACCGUCGCGGUGCGGUGCCGUCGAGCUGGGGGCGAGCGAGGUGCUGAGCGUGGGGCGGGGGUGGCGCGCCCCCGCGCUGGAUGCGGUAGGAGGUGCGGCGGGCGGCGCGGGCCCCGCCGGCGGCGCCGUGGCGAUGACGGUGCAGCGAGACGAGCGCGACGCGCGCGCACCCCGCACCAGGUUCAUGAUCACGGACAUACUGCACGAUGCCGCGCCGAGGGACCUCAGCGCGCACCGGGACUCCGACUCGGACAGGUCCGCGACCGACUCACCAGGUGUAAAAGAUGAUUCGGACGACGUGUCAAGUAAAAGCUGUGGAGGCGAUUCGUCGGGACUCGCGAAAAAACAAAGGAAGGCAAGGACGGCCUUCACAGAUCACCAACUGCAGACGUUAGAAAAAUCUUUCGAAAGACAGAAAUACCUGAGUGUGCAGGAUCGCAUGGAACUUGCUGCGAAGUUAGGCCUUACUGAUACACAGGUUAAAACCUGGUAUCAGAAUAGAAGAACGAAAUGGAAGCGACAAACAGCGGUUGGUUUAGAAUUGCUUGCGGAGGCUGGCAACUACGCUGCGUUCCAGCGUCUAUACGGCGGGUACUGGGCUGGAGUCCCAGCAUACCCGGCACAACCAGCGCCCGCUGCUGCUGACUUAUACUAUAGACAAGCUGCAGCUACAGCCGCCGCGGCUGCAUCCGCCACUGCUAACACAUUGCAGAAACCGUUGCCAUAUCGGUUAUAUCCGGGUGCGCCAUUGGCUGGCGUUCCACCUCUCGGGCUAGGACUACCCGGUCCUUCAGCACAUCUCGGCUCCUUGGGGGCACCAGCACUAGGUGCUUUAGGAUAUUAUGCUCAAGCCCGACGAACGCCGUCCCCGGACUUGGACCCGGGUAGUCCUGCACCUCCUCCACGCUCUCCUAGAGAACCUUCAGUUGAAAGACGCUCCGAUGAUGAAGAAGACGAUGAACCGAUACAUGUUUAAUUCCAGUGGAAACUUUGAGAACAGACUUAAUAUAGAAUAUUAACAACACUAAGAAAUUUCAAAGUGAUUUGUGACGGUACAAAAUGAACAAUGAAAUACCAGUGUGAACUUUCAUAAAGACGUGCGGACACAAAAGUGACACAAUUUACAGUUAAUUUCGCUUAUCCUUAAAUACGAGUAUAAUUAUUAAGAAGCAAUCGCGUUUUGGUGAUUCUUGGUUGCCUUCGCUGGUUGGUUAGGGUUUCUAUUACCCAAUUUCAGUAUUAAUUUAAUGAACACAAUACUGUACAGUGUUAGUUUAGAAAUCGGACUUUUAACCAACAGCAUCUAUCGACAUAUUUGUGAGUAACGGGCAGCUCGUCCGAAAUAUGUGAUAUUAUAAGCCCAGAUAAUUUAAGGAUAUAAUGUAUAAAUUGAUGUUGUAUAAUUACUAAUAUAAUUAUAGAAUACACAUGCUUUGUAAGUCAAUAGGUUUGAUAGGGUAAAAAGGAAUACAUUCCCACAUUUAUAUUAACUUUAAUGUAAGAGCCGCGUGUGAGGAAUUACUCGUAUUUCAGGUUUCUGGUUGAAUUACUACUAGAGUCCAUUGCAAAUAUAAUAUAUUUUUUUAUUAGUUGCUAUCAAUAAUGAUACAAAACUUAAUCUAAUUCAUUUUUAAUUACAUAAAGCGAUAAUAUGUAAACAAUAGAUAAAUAUAACGUGCAGGAAUCCACGUGCAUUUGCUAACAUUUUGAUUCAAUCAUUUGCGAUGCAACUUACCUCUACUUAAUAUAAAUAAAGUUAUAACUUUUGGUUUUAGGUCCUGGUAUCAUAUUUAAUUUUAUAUCAGCUAUACUGACAUCAAUCUACUAAUCUGAAUGAUACAGACUUCUAGGUUUCACUUUAACUAUGGGUCUAUUUAUUUAUCUAUUUUCAUGUACACAAAUACGAAGUUGUGCAUAUGGCGUUAUGUACGCCAUACAACGUCAACCAUGGACAGUGCACAGAGUAUUCAUGGCGGUAAAGAAACAAGUUUCCAAAAUAAUCAGUAAUAGCCAAAAAUAGCAAAUACAUAUUAUGUGAGUAAAGGGUCGCCAACUCGCACUAGUUUUGCAGGCCGUUUACCAUCGUUUACCAUCUGUCAGACUGUUGCUUGUUUGUCAAAUUUGUGGUAUAAAAAAAUUUAGCUGAAAUAUUUUUUUAGAGUUGCGUUUAACCAGUAUUCCUUUAUUCCUAAACGGUAUUGAGCAUUUAUUUAUAUUAAAAAAAAUAUUGCCUAAGUUACGAAAAGUAUUUUAAGAAUACUUGUUUAAAAAAUAAUAAAUAUAAAAAACUUAAUAGUUAAAUUAUGUAGGUUUUUUGAAUUAUUUUCAUAAUGGAAACAAAAGUGCAAUAUUUUUUAACUGAAUUUAUAGAGUCAUUCAAUUAACCUGUUUUUUUUGUACGUAUAGGUACGUAUAUUCUUUGUAUGAGAUCUUUGUUAAAUGUGAUUUUGAUCAUUAAGUUUUUUUUUUUUUUUCAAUUUAUACUCCCCAUGUUGGUCUCAUAUUCUUUUUAUCAGAUCUAGAGAAUUUUUUGCGAAGCAGAUAUUAAAAAUGGACAAAUCUAGCAAUUUAACCAGAAAUAUCGAAAGAAAGAUCUAUGACUUUGAUGUCGGCAAAAUUACUUUUUAUCGAUUCAAAAUUAUUUUUCGAGUUUAACUCAAUUUUAUUUCUUCAUAUAUACUUGAAUCUCGUUCUUACUUUACUAUGAUACACUUACAAUCAGAUUUUUUCUCUUUGUGGACACAGAUAUAUCUUUGGCCAACUGGACCCUUUACAAUUUAGAGAGACCUUACUUUUUUUAAUGCAAUACAUUUUAUGCAAUCCAAAACUAGAUAAUUAUUAACGAUCAAAGACGGUUCCUAUCGGGCUAUUUUCUGUAUUAUAGAAUAAAUUUUUGUUUACAUUAAUCGGGUUAACUGUGGUGCUAUCACCACACACAUAUGGGUAGGUACCUAUCGUACAUAGCUAUAGGCAUAAAACAUUUUAUCAUUAUUAGGUUUAGUCUAUGACUAUAUUAUUAUACGCAACAAUUAUAUAUUAUGUAUUUAAAACUUAAGUAAAAUAAAUUAAAGAUGCCACUUAAACAAAAUUUUAUCCCUUGAUUCUCCAAGUACUUAGGAGUGCAAUAUUAUAUUACAAUAAAGGAGUUUAUACAUGAAAAUAUAAGAAGUCUGAUAUUAUUGAGAUGCUAUAAAAUAAAUAAAAAAUAUUUAUUUAUCCCUUCACAACAUUUUUUUGUUAAAAUGAAAUAAAUACAAUAUAACAUAAUAUUUAAAUAAUGUUUUAUAAGCGUGGCGUGUCAAUGAGAAACAUGUAUUUGGGUACCUACCUAUACUUAGAUUUCAUACAUACAUUAUAAACAACUUAUAAAUAAGAAAUUGGUCAUUGUUCCUUAUUUGAAAAACUUUACUCGAAACUUAUUUAUCUUAUUUGUAGGUAGCUGUGUAUCCAGUUGGAAUAGAAGAGUCAUUCAGCGAUGAAAAAAUAUAGUAAUGUAGUAGGCAUAUAAAUCAAGGCCAUUGUAUAAUCAGACGAUAUAUUAAACCUGGUUGCCUACAUGCAAAGUUGCGUCUAUUAUUAAGGAUUAAUGAUUUUUUUACUGUACCUAAAAUAUAUUGAAUCGUUUGAAAAUAAUAACAGAAGCAAUAGCGUCAUAUACGAUCUGAAAUUGUUGAAUAUAGCUACGCAUAGUGAUUACGAGACUUGUAAUAUAGUAAUUCGGAUAUUAAGUCGAUAAUUCGACAACACAUUGUGCAAAGAAUUGUAUAUUAAUUAUUAUUCAUAUAUGUAGGUAUCUAUUGCUAGUAUAAAAUACAGAACUUGAAGUAUUAAAUGUAUGUAAAGUACCUAAAGUUACAUAGCGACAAUGUACUUAAGCAAACCGGAAUGUGGCAUUUUAUGUCCAUUAGAUUUUGUGGUGUUUUUUAAUUAAAAUGUUGUCAAUUAAA
Galleria mellonella (greater wax moth) is the source of this 4423-nucleotide messenger RNA. RefSeq names its product homeobox protein B-H1-like. The record is from RefSeq and is a predicted model, not a curated record. The transcript has 4 exons. Gene Ontology annotation, biological process: regulation of DNA-templated transcription. The coding region runs from base 610 to 1452 and encodes 280 amino acids. Gene Ontology annotation, molecular function: DNA-binding transcription factor activity, RNA polymerase II-specific; DNA binding. NCBI's taxonomy places the organism in Eukaryota, Metazoa, Arthropoda, Insecta, Lepidoptera, Pyralidae.